Molecule: messenger RNA, 3546 nt
Organism: Mangifera indica (mango)
Lineage: Eukaryota; Viridiplantae; Streptophyta; Magnoliopsida; Sapindales; Anacardiaceae
Product: probable LRR receptor-like serine/threonine-protein kinase RFK1
Exons: 24
Coding region: 195-3251 (1018 amino acids)
Biological process (GO): protein phosphorylation
Molecular function (GO): protein kinase activity; protein binding; ATP binding
Source: RefSeq, a predicted model, not a curated record
GUAGUUGUUUGAGUUUCAUUGUCUAGCUUUUUUGCUUAUAAUUUUCUCAUUCAUAACUUUUUUACUUUUACCAUAUAAUAUAAAGAUUGAUCAACAUGUGACAGUCUUCAUAUUUUGGCUAAGAAGAUACAGGGAAUCUGGGGAAUUUCAAGAACUUGAGAGUUGAAGGCAUCUUUCCUAAUUUUUCAAUUUCAAUGAUGUUCUUCAAGCAUUUGCUCCUUGUAUCGAUUCUAUCUUUAAGCUUUGAAGUGAAACGAGUAUAUGUAGAUGCUAAGCUGCCUCAAACUGAGGUUGAUGUUCUGAAUCAGAUUGCCAAAACAAUGGGGGCUACUAACUGGACUUUUGAUGCUGACACUGCCUGUGAACUCCAUGAAAAAUCGGCUGUUACAGAAGUAACCAAGAACAUCUCUUGCAUCCUGGGUCCCGAUGGCAGUACCCACCACAUUUCAGUAAUAGAAUUCAAACGUUACAGCCUUUCUGGAGUUCUUCCGCCUGAAUUAAACCAACUUCCCAAUAUCUCUAAAGUUGAUUUUUCCUACAACUACCUGAAUGGAUCGAUACCAGCCGAAUGGGCUUUGACGCAAUUAAAUUUUAUCUCUCUCUCUGGGAACCGAUUAUCAGGCAAUAUUCCGAGCCAUCUGGGGGACAUCACCAGUCUAACUUACUUGGACAUCGAAGCAAACCAAUUCUCAGGAACAGUACCCACUCAGCUCGGGAAGCUAGUUAAACUGGAAAUUCUGAAGCUUUCCUCCAAUAGAUUGACUGGAAAUUUACCAAAUGAAUUUUCUCAGCUGACAAAUAUGACAGACUUUAGGAUCAAUGAUAACAAUUUCAAUGGAAGCAUACCAGAAUUUAUACAAAACUGGAGGCAACUUGGGAGAUUGGAAAUCCUAGGUAGUGGAUUGAAAGGACCCAUUCCAUCAUCCAUCUCCCUUUUGGAAAAUCUACAACAAUUUAAGAUUAGUGACAUAGAUGGAACAAAUCAAGCUUUUCCUGAUCUUAAAAAGAAUACCCGCCUUAGACGGUUGACUUUGAGGAACUGCCAUAUUUCAGGAGAAAUACCUAUGUACGUCUGGGAAAUGAAUAAUCUGAGAGUUCUGGACCUCAGCUUUAACAAGUUAACUGGGGAACUUCCCAAUGUUGCAAUCCCUAGGGAUCUGCUAUUUAUAUUUCUAACUGGCAACUUUCUUAGCGGAGAUAUACCAGAGUCAAUAUUAGUGAAAGGAAGUAAUGUGGAUCUUUCCUACAAUAAUUUCACUCAGCCAACCUCUGAGCAUCAUGCUUGCCAGAGCAUGCAGGAAUUAAAUCUGAACUUGUUUCAAAGUUAUUCAGCAGCAAACAACUUAAGUCGGGUUCUUCCAUGCAAGGCUGAUCAGAAAUGUCAUCGAUAUUGGCGCGCUUUCUACAUUAAUUGUGGUGGGAAAAAUGUAAAAGAAAAUGGCAGCACAUUUGAAGGAGAUGGAGAAGUAGAUGGUGGUGCUGCAACUUAUUAUUUAAAUGAUAAUUGGGGAUUUAGUAGUACUGGAGACUUCGCAGAUGAUAAUAAUGAACAAAACAAACGUUAUGUUGCAUCUGUGCUCUCAUCAGACAUUUCAGAAUUAUUCAUUGAUGCCCGCAAAGCUCCUCUUUCACUUACUUAUUUUGGGUAUUGCUUAGAAAAUGGGAAUUAUGUUGUUAGUUUAGACUUUGCCGAGAUUCAGUUCACAAAUGACAACACAUAUGGAAGCCUCGGAAGGCGCAUGUUUGAUAUUUAUGUUCAGGACAAACAAGUUGAGAAGGAUUUCGAUAUAGAAGCUAAUGCUUCAGGGGUCCUUAAGCCAAUUACAAGAAAAUAUAAUGCUACCGUCACAGAUAACAUUUUAGAGAUCCGGUUUUAUUGGGCUGGCAAAGGGACUACUGCUCUUCCCGAAAGAGGAGUCUAUGGCCCCCUCGUAUCAGCAAUUUCUGUGGUGGAUGUCAACUACAAACCUGAAAAGAAGAAGAUUGCAGAAAUCAUUGUAGGUGUUGUUGUAGGAACAUGUCUCAUAAUAUUAGCACUGGGUGUCCUUGGUUGGAGAUACUAUUCCAGAAUCAGGAAGCGCAAAGGAAAUGAUUUUUUAGAAGGAUCAGAUCUGAAAACGAUUUCUUUUACCUUGAAGCAAAUUAAAGCUGCAACUGACAAUUUUGAUCUUGCGAACAAGAUUGGGGAAGGUGGUUUUGGGCCUGUUUACAAGGGUCAGUUAUCUGAUGGUACUAUAGUUGCUGUGAAGCAGCUUUCUUCAAAAUCAAAGCAGGGAAACCGAGAAUUCUUGAAUGAGAUAGCCAUGAUUUCGUGUCUGCAACACCAGAAUCUUGUAAAGCUUCAUGGAUGUUGUAUUGAAGAGGAUCAACUAUUGCUAGUUUAUGAAUACAUGGAAAAUAACAGUCUUGCCCGUGCUUUGUUUGGUCGUGAAAAUUGUCAAUUGAAGUUAGAUUGGCCAACCAGACAAAAGAUUUGUAUUGGGAUAGCUAGAGGUUUAGCUUUUCUUCAUGAAGAAUCAAGGUUCAAAAUUGUUCACAGAGACAUCAAAGCUACCAAUGUUUUGCUAGAUAAGGAUCUAAACCCCAAAAUAUCGGACUUCGGGUUGGCUAAGCUUGAUGAGGAGGAGAAAACCCAUAUUAGCACUCGAGUUGCUGGAACAAUAGGAUACAUGGCACCAGAAUAUGCACUUUGGGGUUAUCUGACUUACAAGGCAGAUGUUUACAGCUUCGGAAUUGUUGCAUUGGAAAUUGUUAGUGGGAGAAACAACAAGAGUUAUGGUCCAGCUGAGGAUUGCACUUGUCUUCUAGAUUGGGCUUGUAAGUUGCAGCAAGAAAAGAAGAUAAUGGAGCUAGUUGAUCCAAAGCUGGGAUCAGAAUGCAACAGAGAGGAAGCUGAAAGGAUGAUAAGAGUAUCUCUAUUGUGUACAAAUGCUUCACCAUCACUGAGGCCAACUAUGUCCGAAGCUGUAAGUAUGCUGGAAGGGAAAACUGCGAUCCCAGAUAUCAUCCCUGAAGUAGGUAGUUACAGUCAAGAUUUGAGGUUCAAAGCCAUAAGAGACUUCCAUGGACUGAACCGCAGUCAAACUCAGCGUUCAACACCAGCCCAGGACCUCUACACAAUUGAUGAUGAGUCAUAUUUGAGGCAUAAAGAUGCUAAUAAACUGACUGAAACAGGGAUUUCAGAUGUUCAACUUUCAACGUCUAUGCCAUCAUGGACUGGCUCUUCGUCAAACAUCAAUACCAAUUUGUAGUAUAAAGAACGUUACAGGUAUUGAUUCUCACUUUCUCUUUAUUUAUCUCUAAUAAAUUUUUAUUGGUUAUUCAUUUUACAAUUGUGAUAUUAAUAAGAAUUGAGCUACAGUUGUAAAAAUUUAAUUAACAUCUAUGAAGCAAUGGCUCAAUAACAUAUUGUUACCGUCCUAAAAUGUCAAUUUAACAGUUAAGGACUGAAUUGGUUUUAAAUCUCUGAAGAAAUGUACUGACAUUCAUGUGGAGCCUAAAGUUGGCUCGAAUACAUUAUAUGUUAUUCAUUAGUAUUGGUGGGUA